CAGUCUGAAUAAUAUAUGGCACAUGUAAAUAGAAGGAAUAACAUAUCGAUAGAGUUUGAUACCAGUUGCGGGUUUUCUUUUUUUUGUAGGUUCAACUUCCACAAAAAUAUUCCCUUGAGAAGGUCCCUCAAUACCAGAAGAUACAGGUAUGAUAGUUUGUGUAUAGCAUGGGGUAACAAAUGUUCGGAGGGCAUACUGAAAGGGAUUCCAAUUACAAUAUGGCUCAAAGAGGAUUCGGUGACGUUGGAGCUAUUUAUGAUCGACAGCUUGAAUCCAUGGCUAGUCGGUCGGUACUUUCCAGCAGUUGGGGUCACUGAGAAAUUCUCAAUGAACCUCCACUGUCCAACGUGCAGUUUCUUAACACGACCAAGGAAGACUCUUUUGCAGUAUGAAGUGAAGAGAGUCUCCACCAGGGUAAUUCGAAUGUUGAGUCCAUGAAUGUAGUACUUUUACUUCAAUCUUCCAAGUUGUUUUAAAUGGUUUGACAUUUUUCAACAACGUUAUUCCGUCGGAUGUAACCAUAGCCAUUUGGGAGUUUUGUUUGUCGAGAUGUGAUGAAAAGAUUAGGUGAUGGAAGCCUUUUUAUAGUGGAAGCAUCGAGAGCAUAUUCUGAAUCUGAUAUUUUAAAUUUUAUACGGUUGUAUCGAUAGGGAUUAGGAUAUAAUUUUGUUAAGAUUUAGAAGAUAUAUCAUAAUAUUUCUGUUAUAAUCUUUUAAUUGAUUUAAAGUUUGAUAUUAUCUGGCUUUUUCACAUCGAUUAUUAUCUUGAUAAAAUAUAGGUUAGUUGAGAUUUUAAACAUUUAAGUAGUAGAAUAUUCUCAUCUAAUAUUAUCAUGCGAUAUUAUCUUCACAAAAAUAUAGGUAAUUGGAUUUUAAACUUCUAUUUUCUGUCUAACAGUGGUUUAUUGUUGUUUAUUAGGAAAAUCGGGUCGAUGGAGUGUAUACCAAGUCCUGUAAACCAAUGAUAAAGGUCCAAAA
Raphanus sativus (radish) is the source of this 977-nucleotide messenger RNA. RefSeq lists its product as uncharacterized. Bases 16 to 438 code for a protein of 140 amino acids. NCBI's taxonomy places the organism in Eukaryota, Viridiplantae, Streptophyta, Magnoliopsida, Brassicales, Brassicaceae. The transcript is spliced from 4 exons. The record is from RefSeq and is a predicted model, not a curated record.